AUGGCGACGGCCAGCAUAUCGUAUUCGGCGCUUGCUUAUAAUGGACAGGUAACCGGGAACAUGAUCAGCGGAGCCGCGCAGCAGCACAAAAAGCGACUGAUACCGCUGCGUCGAACCGACGCGAUGAGCCACGCCGAGAGGCGCAACGGCCAGAUAUUGGAGGAGAUCUAUCGCGCCGGCGGUCCCGACUGUUUUCAGCAGAUCUCGUCGGGCUACACGAGCGACACCGAUGAGCCGGCGUUCCUUCGGCUCAACAUCGGCGGAACGCCUUUCAUGAUUCUCGUCGACGCGAUUCUUCGCGCCGAGACGAACACGUUCCUUUCGCGAUUCGUCCAACUAUCACACUCGGCAAGAUUAAAGGUCGCUGAUGCUUACAUUCAAUCCGAGGAUGCGUAUUAUUUUCAACGCUCACCGACCUCAUUCGAAGCCGUUUUUCAAUACUACGCCACCGGUGUUGUUCAUCGACCGUCGGAGGUGUGUCCCGCUUCAUUUCUAGGCGAACUCGAUUUCUGGCAAAUUUCGCACCAAUUCGUCGGCUCGUGCUGCGCCGACAUCAUACCGCAGAAGCGCGAAGAGGAGAAGGAGGAGGAGAAAGUUGACGACACGACAUUCGACAAAUUGAUGUUCGGCAAAUUGCGCAGAAGAAUGUGGACAUUUUUGGAAAGGCCCGGAUCAUCAAUGCAAGCAAAAGCGUUCGAGCUCUCGUCGACAUUGUUUGUGGCAAUAUCGGUGAUGGGUCUGAGCUUCGGAACGAUACCCGAAUUUCAAGUCCCUCAAAAUAUGCCACCGCAUAAUGAGACGAUCGUGCUUCCCAAUGGUACGGUGAUUGUUGUUGGGAAAGUUGAGCAAAUGCGCGUCGAACACCCGGCGUUUGUGUUCACCGAGCGCAUAUGCAUCGCGUUUUUCACAGUUGAGUAUUGUUUACGAUUUUUUGCGGCGCCUCGAAAGCUGCGCUUCGCGUUGAAACCGCUGAACCUCGUCGAUCUGCUCGCGAUUGUGCCGUUCUACUUGGAGCUUCUGUUGACACUGUGCGGUGUUGACGACAAAAAACUGCGCGAUUUGCGUUGGGCGUUCCUCGUCGUUCGAAUCCUUCGCGUCCUUCGCGUCAUCAGAAUCAUCAAGCUCGGACGAUUCUCAUCAGGACUUCAAACGUUCGGAAUGACGCUUCAAAGGUCGCAAAAACAAUUGCAAAUGAUGACAAUCGUGCUGCUCACUGGUGUCGUCUUCUUCUCCACAAUGAUCUACUUCCUAGAAAAGGACGAGGAAGGAACACCGUUCACUAGUAUACCGGCAGCCUACUGGUGGUGUAUAGUGACGAUGACAACGGUAGGAUACGGUGACGCCGUUCCAGCAACAACAAUGGGCAAAAUAAUCGCGUCCGCCGCAAUCAUGUGCGGUGUGCUCGUGUUGGCUCUGCCGAUCACCAUCAUCGUCGACAACUUCAUCAAAGUCGCGCAGGACGAGCAGCAAGCCGAGCAGAUCAAAAUCGAUCAAGGACGCGAGGCGCAGGCACUAGAGGAAAUGCUCAAACAUCACGACUAG
Molecule: messenger RNA, 1542 nt
Organism: Caenorhabditis bovis
Lineage: Eukaryota; Metazoa; Nematoda; Chromadorea; Rhabditida; Rhabditidae
Source: the annotation of a GenBank genome assembly